This is a messenger RNA of Zalophus californianus (California sea lion), 6680 nucleotides long. RefSeq names its product protein NipSnap homolog 3A-like. Bases 217 to 957 code for a protein of 246 amino acids. The record is from RefSeq and is a predicted model, not a curated record. The transcript has 6 exons. Gene Ontology annotation, cellular component: mitochondrion. Lineage: Eukaryota; Metazoa; Chordata; Mammalia; Carnivora; Otariidae.
ACGCGCCGGGCGCGGGGCCCCGGAGGACGCGAGCAGUCGGGGCGGUGCCGCCACGCCUCCCGGCACCAGAGGCGGAGCUCACGCCGCGGAGUCCCGCCCCAGCCUGCGUCCGCCCGUAGUCCAGUCGCUGCUCUUUUCCAGGCGGGUAAGCCCUAACAGGAGGAAUCUAAGAAAGAGUACCGGCUGGCUGGCCUUCCCAGCGCUCGAAGCCCCGCCAUGCUCGUCCUCCGAAGCGGCCUGACUAGGGCUCUGGCUGCGCGGAAGCUUGCGCCUCAGGUGUGCUCAUGUUUUGCUACGGGCCCCAGACAAUACGAUGGAACAUUCUAUGAAUUUCGUACUUACUGCCUUAAGCCCUCAAAGAUGAAUGAGUUUCUGGAAAAUGUUAAGAAAAACAUACAUCUUCGGACAGCUCACUCUGAAUUGGUUGGAUACUGGAGUGUAGAAUUUGGAGGCCAAAUGAACAAAAUGUUUCAUAUUUGGAAGUAUGAUAAUUUUGCUCAUCGAACUGAAGUUCGGAAAGCCGUGGCCAAAGAUAAGGAAUGGCAACAAUCUGUCGUUCCAAAUCUGGCUCUCAUAGAUGAACAAGAGACUGAGAUUACUUACCUGGUGCCAUGGUGCAAAUUAGAAAAGCCUGCAAAAGAAGGAGUCUAUGAACUGAUUAUUUUUCAGAUGAAGCCAGGUGGGCCAGCUUUGUGGGGUGAUGCAUUUAAAAGGGCAAUUAAUGCCCAUGUGGAUCUAGGCUACUCAAAACUAGUUGGAGUUUUCCACACAGAAUAUGGAGCACUCAACAGAGUUCAUGUUCUUUGGUGGAAUGAGAGUGCAGACAGUCGUGCGGCUGGGAGACAUUGGUCUCAUGAGGAUCCCAGGGUUGUGGCAGCUGUUCGGGAGAGUGUCAAUUACCUCGUGUCUCAGCAGAAUAUGCUUCUGAUUCCUACAUCAUUUUCACCUCUAAAAUAGUUUUCCAUUGAAAUACAAGCAUUGCAUUAACUGCUAUAAGAUGUGUCUGCUAAUGGUGCUUAAAUUCUCCUAAGAGAUUCUCACUUGCAUUUGAAGAAGGUGGUAAGUUAAUUUUCUGUGUCUCUACACUUCUAAAGCCACCUCUAUCCUUCCUUCCUCUGUUCCUCUCCACCUUAGGAAAUAGUGCUGUUCAUUUUCCCCUUGGCAUUUCCGUGUCUGUUACACAUUAGAAAUAGUUGCUACUACUUGAUGAUCUUGAUUUUUCAUUGGUUUCAGAAUCUCUUGUACUCUCUUUUGACAACCCUCUGCUUUUAUAAUGUUUUCUUAUAUUCAAAUGAUGAUUUUACAUUUUGAACCCGGUGUUUUAAAAUUAUUUAUAUAUAAUGUCCAUCUUUUCAUGUCUGUUUUUUCUGAGAUUUUUAAAAAUAUUUCUGCUCAGUAAAGUUUAUUUUGUGAUCAAAUGGGAUUCUAAUCUAAGAUCAAAUAUAUUGCUUUACCUUGGCAAAGUACAGUGUCAUCUGUGUCAUCUGUAUUAAUUAUGGUUUUCACAUUAAUUAUGAGUCCCUCUAACUGGGAAAAUAAUGUUACUAGGUCUCUGUUAAAAACUUCAGAAGACUUGUUUUACGUGCUGAAAUGUGUUCAUUUAUAGUUAAUGUUUGUUCAUUUUGGAUCACUAACAGAUACCUGGGACAGCUAUUUGUUUUAAAGAGAUCUUUAUGGUUAUGAGAAUGGUUGCCUGAAUAAAAGCCUACAUACCCAUUCUGCAGGUUUUUUUAUUUGUGUUUUGUAUUUAUACUGUCUUUUCUACAGCUUUUACUGUGUUGCUGUAGGGUAGUGACACGGUAACAAUUUAACAACUUUAUUGUAAAUGUUAAGUUACAUUAAGAAGAUAACAUAAUAAUCCCAGAAAGUUUUGAGUACAACCACAUAUUCUAAGGUUUUUCUUAAAACACCUUUAAUUUCCAUUUUAGUUGAGUGCACCUGCCUUCUAAAACUAGGUUUAGUAAUUACAAGCUCUCUUGAUAGUCUAUAUUUAGAGCCAUAUUAUUUUGUGUUUCUAAAACAGAUUGUAAUAUAAAAUAGUAAAUCAUGAAUUAGCUGUCUUAAGGGAAAUUUGGAAAACAAAGUAUAGCAUAAGACUCCGGAUAGAAGAAAUGUCUAAAGGAUUAAAAAGAAAAACAAAAAAUUGAAAGGUGAGGUGGGUGUUCAGGUGCAGUGUAUACUAUUAACAGACAAGAAUCCAAAUAAAAGCUUUGUGAUCCAGCUAUUGUCAUGUUUUCUGCUUCACAGUAAAGCAGAACUGUCAGAGUUACACGUAUAUUCCCCAUCUUUACCUCUUACUCUUCCCUCAACCUGAGCCUUGUCAAUCUACUGAAAUGACUUCAAGGUCACCAAGGACCUCUGUCUUACCAAAUUCAGUCGUUUUCUCUGCCUUACCUUGCUUCUCAGCAGUGUUGGGACACCACUGACCAUGUUUGCCUUCCUGAAACACUUGAUUCUGAGCUUCAGUAUAGGGUGUCAAACUCAGAUUUUCCUCCUCACUGGCCAGUCCCUCUCUUUCCUUUGCUGGCUUCUCUUCCAAAUGUGGGUGCGAUCUCAGGGCUCAGGAAUGUUCUCUAUCUUCAUUCUCUCUAGGUCAGCCCAUUUAGUCGCAAGGCUUUAAAAACCAUACAUGUACUGAUGACUUACACAUUUUUAUCUUCUUUCCCAUCAUUGUUCCUGAGCACCGAAUUUGAAGAAGGUACGAAUGGCCGUUUUAACACAACCAUUUACCUAGUUUGAGUCACAAACUAGAAGUCACCUUGAUAGCCCUUGCCCUCAACCCCUACAUGGAGCUUGUCGGUAAUUCCUGUUGGCUCUGUCUCUAAAAUACAUCCUGAACAUUAUUAUUCCUGUGUCUGUUGCUACACCCUUGCCCAAUCCACCAACAUCUUAGCCUCCCUACUGUUCCUUUUCCCCAUACAGCCAGCAUUCUUUCUGAAACAGUGAUUACAUCAAACCACUACCUUGUUGAAAACUCUCCAGUGGUUCCUCAUUGCACUAACAAUAAAAUCCAGAUACCUUAAUAUGGCCUGGGAGGCCCUACAGGUUCUGGUUUCUGCCCCUUCUACCACUCCAGAGAUUGGAAUUCUCUCUCUCCUUCCCCAGCCUGCCAACCUUUUUCCCACUUGGGGCUUUUGCACCAGGUGUUCUUUCUUCCAGGAACAUUCUCUCUGCCCACCUUCAAAUGUUGGCUCCUACUUAUUUGAUCAGAUCUGAACUCAAAUGUCACUCUUCAGGCGGCCAUCUCUGACUCUUCUCCCAUCAUUAACUCAUAUAACCAUGGGUCAUUUUCUUCUUAGCACUUACUGUAGUCUGAAUUUAUUGUAUGUGUUUGUCUACACAUCCAUUGUGAAUGUGAGUAUGAUUUCUCCACUGAAAUUUAAGUUCAUUAGAGCAGGAAUUCAGUCUUCGACACUGCAUCCCAGAACCUAGAAAAGUAUAUGGCACACAACAGAGUUCAAUAAAUAUUGGUUAAAUUAUUGUAUGAUGAUGCCAGGCGGAUUUUAUGAGAGCAAUUGUUAACUUAUACUCACCUUCACCAGAAAGAACCCUCUGCCAGUCUAGUAGCAGCUUAAUUUUAAACAAGUUCUUUAUCCACUGAGCCACAGUUUACUUGCACAUCAAAUGGUACUGCUUACCUCAUAGGGCAGAUAGUUAAUUAGGGAGUAAAUGAAGUGCCUGACAGUAAAAUACUUGAAAAAGGUAGCUAAUUUUCUACCUUUUCAUAUAUAAUAUAUGCAUUACCAUUUCAAAGGUUCCAAGGUUCUUCUGAACCUACAAAUGUGUAUAUAGGCUCUUCUCUAGAUAGAAGGUUUUCCUCCAGACUCAUGGGUGACUUACAUGGUUAUCUAAAUUACUUGCCUUUUCAUCUUUUAGUAGCUUUCUUCUCUCGAUUGUCAUUUUUCACAAAGAAACACAGUUUUCUAUCAUUUCAUUGAAGUCGCCAUAAUGUGAACUUUAAGAGGGAAAGACACAGCUGCGAUGCUGAUUCCAAGUGCUCAAGGCUCACUCACAAACCGAGAUCCUUCCUCUGCACGCAGUGGGAUGCGCGCCUUAGCAAAGGACCACUCAGCACCUGUCCUCAGGGCCGUUAGAAGAGGCCCCACAACUCUGCUAUGCUGCCUACGAGGGGGAGUUUGACAGAGGUUCCUCAGAUACCGAGAUAAGCAGACGUCUUUCCUGAGACUUUGCUAGUGAGCUAUGGAAAUUACAUCCACACGUCUCGUCACAGCCCCACAUAACCCUGGCUUUCGACUGCACAGCACUUUUUACAGAAAGGGAAGGCACCUCCGAUGUUCCUCUACUUUUUCCACUUUUUCUGCGUGCUCACCUAGGCCACCAUACCGAGCAGACCUUGCCAAUACACUUGGCACACACUGUCCUUGUAUUUUCAGUUUAACGAACAAAAGACCUCUGAAGGCGGCCUUUGUAGCUUCAACAAAUAAAGCAGUGAGGUUUUUAUCAAACGGACUUAGCUACAGAGUAUUUCCAGAGAGCUCUCUAGCUUCAAAAAUCAAUAAGCUGAAUACGUUUUACCUAAAAACCUCUUAAACUUCUUAUUUACUAUCUUAACUGAAUUAUGAAAGUGUAAACACCCUUUAUCUGCAAGUAGUCCCCUCAGUUCUCUUUUGUAACAGGACACUUAGCCUUUUCUAAAAUUUCUACCCUUGACUCAAAGAGCUUCCCACUACAAGUGGACGUUUCUUACUUUCCUAAUGUCUUCACAAGCUUUAACAGUAGGUGGUGCUACGAAUGCACGGAAGUAAAUUUGCACAGACCCGCAGAACUGUCACAGCUUUAUUUCGUGACUCAUUACAACAUAGAAAUACGCUUUUUUUUAAUACUUCAUAUAAAGUUAUUGACAUACAAAAUUUUUUUUCUUUUUUUUCCUUUUAAUGAAAAUGAUUUAACUUAGAAAUCUGUUGUGAAACUUUUGUCUAGUUUUGCAAUUCUCAGAUAUUCCAGUGCAAAAAUAGAUCCCAUUAGAGACAGCAUAAAGUGCUUGGAAUGAAGAGCCAAUGAUAAAGAAAAAGCACAAAAACAUAGCUUCAUCCUAGGGUAUAAGGAGAGAGAAUACUUAAUCCUUAAUGGAAAUAGAAACAUUCUAUAAAAGGGAUGCAACAAUUUUGAAGAGAAUUAGAGCUGUAUUACUAGAGUACUAUUACUAGUAAAUAGUAACUAGGGUACAAAUUAAUAUCUCAGUAUCAAAGUGGUUCAAUAUUAUAUAUGACACAUGGCUCUUUGGAAAAAAAUUUACCUGAUAUAUACAACAUCACGAGAAGAAAACAGACAAAUCCCUUUCGUCAAUGAUUACAGUGAAUGAAAGACGUGCAACAUUUAAUCGUCACAAUGCACACGCUUUCAGUACAGAUAUUCAAAUACAGUAGUCUGAGGUUUGGCUGUUUUUUAACAAUGAGCUGUGCUGGAUGUUUAUGUAUGUGUAAAGGGCUUUGUGAUUGUUUUCUUUUGUAUUUUUCAUAUUCACAGUUGACAAUAAAGUUUCCAAGGUGUCCAAAAGAAGCAAAAGUGGCAAACUUUGGACACUUUUUUGAGACUUUUUGAAACUCACAUACUUACAUUUCCACAGGGAAUAUAUAGAAAUUUUACUUGAGUCGGUAAAAAAAUUCUACUAUAAUUAGGUUUACACAGGGAAAUGUAAAAGAUUACUAUUUGGAUAGCUUAAAAGGUAACAGUGAAGUCAGUGUGUAGCUAUAGAUUGUUUCUAGCUGCAGAAGAGAUCCUUGGAAAUCUAUAUUGAAUUUUUUUUUUUUUUCAAAACAGUUCACAGUGUCUUUUGAUUUUUAAUAUGGCCUUGAAGUCAGAGUAAUUAGAGCCAGGAGCUGCUCAAUGAUUUAAUAAAAUAGAGAAUUAGAACAUGAUUCUAGUGAAAUGGGAAAAUAACAAAAGUUUGAUUUUGAAAAAUAUUAAAUAAGGAGAAACUAAAUUACACUAUGAAUUUUAUAUCAUUAAAGAUUGCACAAAAUAUAAUGACCUCAUCAUGCCAAUAGUUACUAGAAAUGGGCCUUCAUUACUUGUUUAUCAUUUUAGGAAAUACUGGCAUUAAUUUCUAAGUCCUUUUCUUUUGCCAAACAAGUUAAUGUGAUAACAUUCUAUAAAUUUUAAAAAAUAGAUUUGAAAUAGAUGUGAAUCUUAACAACCUUUAGUUAAUAUUUAAAUUUUAGAAAAAGAAAUUAGUAAUGAUAUUGAAAGAUGGCUUGAAUUUCACCCAGUAGUACUUCCCUCAUAUUUUUGUUGUCUCAAGACAGAUCACAUUAAGCAUUAGUGAAAUAUUUUUUUAAGUGUUUAUUGACUAAAAAAAUAAGACUGGAUCAGAAAAGUCAAAUAUAUUUCAUGUGGGGGCAUUUGCUUUUUUUUUUUUUCUUUUCAUGAGAAAUUUAGGACUGAAGAGAUGAAAAGUUUGAGAUUGUCAGAAUGGGGUAUCUAAGAUCUUCAAAGCCAAUUUUCUGACAGUACCAAAUAUACCCAUAAGCACAAGUUGUGUUACUCAACAAGUUUUGUUGAGUAACACAACUUGUGCUUCACAAAGUUUCACAAAGAUUUUGUUAAAGUAUUCAUUGUUUAGUCUUGUGACCCUUAUGACAGACUUUUUUGGCUUUUGCACUGUUGCUAUUUAAAAAAAAAAAAAAAAGGCUGCCCAGUAUUCACUGGGAUCCCACAAC